UCCCUUGGAAAUAGUUCCUUCAUUAUGGAGCCACGCCAAGUCACGCGAUGUCACAUGUGGGGCGGAUAAGAUAAGGCGCAUCACAUCAUCUCCGCACCGUCUCGCUCUUCCUCCGCUCGCAUAAGUAUCCCGCCCGGGUCCAGACAAUGUCCCCUUGUCUCUUCCCUUAUCCAUCCAUCUCCUUCAUCCAUUGAUCAUCAAACCAUGUUGGCUCCGGAAAUGAGGGAGAAGAAAACCAUGUCUCCCUCCGAGGCCACUCCCCUCCUCACAUCAGUGACCGUCGUUCCCCGACGUCCUCGCUAUCCCCAUCACACCCUCCGACGCAUCUGCAGCUUCGCAUUGGGUCUCCUCCUUCUCUGCUCGCUCACCCUCUUUCUCAUCCCCACCGCCAUCUUGCCCCGCGAACACGGCUCCAUCUGGUCCUACCUCCCCUGGGCCCGUCCCUUCCCGCACGCCGCCUGGCCUCAGAGCAAUGGCCUCGGCUACAAGGAACUCCAGGCCAUCCUCCAGGAGACUCCAUCGGCCGCCAAGGCCCGCGAAUGGAGCAGCUACUACACCGCGGGGCCGCAUCUCGCCGGUAAGAAUCUUAGCCAAGCGCUCUGGACGCAGGAACGCUGGCAGGAGUUCGGUGUCGCCGACACCAGCAUCGUGGCCUACGACAUCUACCUGAAUUAUCCCGUGGAUCAUGCCUUGCGGCUGCUCAAGCAGAGGGGCGACGGCGAGAAAGCUGAGGUCCAGUAUGAGGCGACCCUGGAGGAGGACGUCCUGGAAGAGGAUCACACCAGCGGGCUGCCGGAUCGCGUGCCUACGUUCCACGGCUACUCGGCCAGCGGCAAUGUGACGGCGCCGUUUGUCUACGUCAAUUUCGGCAGCGUGAAGGAUUUCCAGGACCUGGUUGAUGCGAAUGUCAGUCUGGCGGGCAAGAUCGCGAUCGCCAAGUACGGUGGCAUCUUCCGUGGGUUGAAGGUGAAGGCGGCGCAGGAGCAUGGCAUGGUCGGAGUGGUGCUGUACGAUGAUCCACAGUCGGAUGGCGACAUCACCGAGGAAAAUGGCUACAAGCCGUACCCGGAGGGUCCUGCUCGGAACCCGAGUGCCGUACAGCGGGGAAGUGUCCAGUUCCUGAGUAUCGCUCCGGGUGAUCCUACCACGCCUGGUUACCCUUCGAAGCCGGGCAGUGAGCGCAAAGACCCCAGUCAUUCGACCCCCUCGAUUCCCUCCAUCCCUGUAUCGUACAAGGAGAUCCUUCCCUUCUUGAAGGCCCUGAAUGGCCAUGGUCCCAAGGCCGAGGACUUCAAUGAGUAUUGGCAGGGUGGGAAACUCGGCUACAAGGGCGUCAAGUAUAACAUCGGUCCUACACCGGAUGAUAUAGUCAUCAACCUCUACAACGAGCAAGAGUACACGACUACGCCGCUGUGGAACGUGAUUGGCGUCAUCAAGGGUUCCAUUCCGGAUGAGGCUGUCGUUGUGGGUAACCACCGAGACGCCUGGAUUGCCGGUGGAGCAGCCGACCCCAACAGCGGGUCCGCUGCCCUGAACGAGGUGAUUCGCAGCUUCGGAGAGGCGCUCAAGGCCGGAUGGAAGCCGCUUCGUACGAUUGUGUUUGCCAGCUGGGAUGGUGAGGAGUACGGUCUCCUGGGCUCGACCGAGUGGGUGGAGGAACAGCUUCCGUGGCUCUCCAAGGCCAACAUCGCGUACCUCAACCUUGAUGGCGCCGCGUCUGGCCCCAACUUCAAAACCUCGGCGAGUCCGCUGUUGAACAGCGCCAUCUACGAGGCCACAGGACUUGUGCAGUCCCCCAACCAGACCGUUGCUGGACAGACGGUCCGCGAUGUUUGGGAAGCCGUCGCGAACAAGUAUAUCGGGACUAUGGGAAGUGGUAGCGAUUUCACCGCUUUCCAGGACUAUGCCGGAGUCGCCAGUCUGGAUCUUGGCUUCACUAAUCGGGGCCAAGACGCCGUGUAUCACUACCAUUCCAACUACGACAGCUUCGACUGGAUGGACCGGUUUGGCGACCCGCAUUGGCUCUACCAUGAGGCCUGCGCCAAGGUCCUGGCCUUGAUCACGGCCAACCUAGUCGAGACUCCCGUGCUGUCCCUGAAUGCCACGGACUACGGCCUCGGUCUGGCUGCGUACCUGGACAAGAUCCGGCCGGACGCGAAGCAGCUGCCUGACGGCGCCUCCUUCGACUUUGGCCCCUUGGACAAGACCAUCGCCGAGUUCCAGGAAGUAGCCGUGCGGUUCGACGCGUACGCGGCGGACCUGGCCUCGCAGUUAGGCGAGGAUGUCCCAUGGUACCAUUGGUGGAAGAAGGUGAAGCUCUAUUUCCAGAUCCGGCUGGUCAACGAUAAAUACAAGUUCCUCGAGCGAGCGUUCUUGUACGCCCCUGGUCUGGACGGGCGCAGCUGGUUCAAGCACGUCGUGUUCGCGCCCGGCGUUUGGACCGGCUACGCAGGAGCGACCUACCCUGGGUUGGUCGAGAGCUUUGACGCGGGCGAUGUGUCCAAUGCACAGGUGAGUUUUCGUCCUUUGUGGAGAUAUCGUGAUUCUUCCCAAGUCAAGAUGCUAACUACUCAUCAGAAAUGGCGCGCGAUCAUUGUGGAGCGCUUGGAGACUGCUACCAAGCUGCUGCAUUAAGUAUACGAGAGAAACAGUUUUUGAAUAAGACCGGCGUAGCAGAAACACCCCCUGCAGCAGGCUUGACGCCGGCCGGUAAAUGGAGGUAUAUAGAUUGCACAAAAUAGGCGGAUUUAGCUUAGCAGAUGAUGAAUAUGAUGUUGCUUUUCCUUACUUUCUUUUU
Molecule: messenger RNA, 2797 nt
Organism: Aspergillus melleus
Lineage: Eukaryota; Fungi; Ascomycota; Eurotiomycetes; Eurotiales; Aspergillaceae
Product: M28 family metallopeptidase
Exons: 2
Coding region: 205-2634 (809 amino acids)
Molecular function (GO): carboxypeptidase activity
Source: RefSeq, a predicted model, not a curated record